UGUCCCCAUCUGUGUGCCCUGCAGGGCUCGCAGGGGGCUCGGGGACUGGCAGGUGCCCCUGGGCUCCGGGGCUACAGCGGCCACGAGGGAGCCAGAGGAGUGGUGGGCACCAAGGGCCAGCCGGGCCGGCAGGGGACUCUUGGGCCACCGGGUGAAGCUGGAGCCACCGGGCUGAGCGGCACCGAGGGCCUGGUGGGUGCAAAAGGGGAGCCAGGAGAGCCGGGAAAACCAGGACAAAUGGGCUCUCCUGGACAAGCUGGUCCUAAAGGAUGUAAAGGCCACAAAGGAGAUAAGGGCGACACGGGGCAGGAAGGGGACCAAGGGGUCCCAGGAGAAGCUGGCAGACGG
This is a messenger RNA of Cyanistes caeruleus (blue tit), 348 nucleotides long. The record is from RefSeq and is a predicted model, not a curated record. Lineage: Eukaryota; Metazoa; Chordata; Aves; Passeriformes; Paridae.